CUUUCUUUGUGAUACUUGAAAUCCUUCGCCCAGUUUCUUUGAGAUGUGACAGAUGCCUGAGAGAACGAGGCUAUGUUAUGAGAGAAUUUGUUUGCCUGCCGGUUUGGUUAUUUUCGUAUUUGUGUGUCAGGGUUUGUCCUUGAAUACAUAUAAGACGCAUGAAUGUGCCUGUUAAGGCAGAGUGAGACAAACUUGUUGGUUAUCGAUGCUAAUAUGGCUGCUGCUACGCCUUCUCCUGAGUAUCUCGCCGAGACGCGUGGCCCGAUGAUUCGGACUGUUACGUGGCUCUCUGUGAUCUUUCCCAUUCUUUUUGUUGGACUUAGAGUGUACACGAGAUUGUUUGUGCGAAAGGUCUUUGGUCUUGAUGACUGGGUCAUUGUUAUCUCUCUGGUUCUUCUCAUCUGCUAUGGCGCCAUCAUCGAAGCUGCCGUUCAGAAAGGUCUCGGUCGACACGUCGAAUGGGUUCUCACCUUUGCUCCCCAAGAUGCCGUCCCGGUCGCAUUGCUCGGCCAAGUCUCACAGCCCUUUGUGGUCAUGUCGUGUGCCUUGGGCAAGACAUCCUUCUCGAUCAGCCUCAUGCGACUAGCCGCACAGCGAUUCAUCCAUCGGUUCCUCUGGUUCAUCGUCGUCACUAUGCUUACACUUCACAUCCUCAUCUCUAUCAUUGUCUUUGUGCACUGCGAAGAUCCCCGAACAACAUGGAACCCGGCUAUCGUGAGCAAGUGUUGGCAUCCUAAUUCCUACCUUGGAGUUUUGUACUUCAUCGGCGCUUACUCUGCCGUGACCGAUUUCAUCCUCGCGCUUCUUCCUUGGGCUAUGCUCUGGAACUUGAACAUGAAGAACAAGGAAAAGUUCGGUGUAGCUUUCGCCAUGAGUCUUGGUGUCUUCGCCGGAGCUAUCGCAGUUAUUAAAUGCACAAAGCUCAAAGCCAACGCAACAAGCACCGAUCCUACCUACGACGUCGGUGAACUUCUCUUCACUGCCUGCGCUGAGAAUGCACUCAUUAUCAUGGCUGCUUGUAUACCUACCCUUCGACCCAUGCUUCGCAAGGUCUUUCCUUCAUCAGCCAAGUCAAGCGAGAACUCGCAUCGUUUGAAGAACAUGAACAACAUCAUGUUCGUUCCCAAGAACAAGGCUGGUCAAUGGAGUGCUUUGAUUGAGACUGAGGCUCACCCAGAUCAUAACUCUGACAACCAGAGUGACAAGAGUAUUCUCAAGGAACAUCGUGGUACUAUGAAUGGUCAGGACAAUGCUGGGCCAGCUGGUGGACCAGCUAGUCCAGCACUAUCACCCCAUAUCAGAAAAACAAUGUCGGUAAAUGUGUCGUAUGACAGGAGUAACAGUAUGUAAAUGGGAAUAGGGCAAAUAGGCAGAUCAGAUACAGCGACCCUAGGCCAGGUACCCUGAAUAACCUGUGCAAGUCAAACGCCAGAAGUUCCCGUGAAAAUGU
Molecule: messenger RNA, 1450 nt
Organism: Fusarium verticillioides 7600
Lineage: Eukaryota; Fungi; Ascomycota; Sordariomycetes; Hypocreales; Nectriaceae
Exons: 4
Coding region: 163-1350 (395 amino acids)
Source: RefSeq, a predicted model, not a curated record